AUGGACCUGAGGGAGAUCCUGGCCGGAGGAGGUAGCAUCACCGAGAUCCGAGCCUCUGAAGUUCUGAUCAUAAAGCCCUCUGCAAGCCCCGAAGAGAGGAGUCCAGAAGUAGGAAGAGGAAGGAGAGGUUCGGGUAGAGAGGAUGGAGAGAUAAAUUGCAGCAUGGUUGUAAGGAGGGAGAGUUUUGGCAGGGAGCUCAGAACAGACAAGUCCUGGCUGAGAGAAAAAGAGAAAGAGAGACCAUGGGGCCAGGCGACGGUUAUUAAAGAUGACAGGAAGGACAGCUUGGAUGAUAACGUAUUUGUUGAAAAAGGAGGGAGGGUCAGCCAGCUGCUGAGUAAAUUUGGACAACACCCAAAGCCUCCAUCUCGAUCCAAAAGCUCUGAUAAUAUGCUCCAGCCUUGGCGCAGAAAACUCUCAGGAGAUGAAGAAGACCAACAAUCUGAGGGAGACGGGAGGAACAUGCUGCUGAAAGCUGUGCCGAAACGCUCAUUUAGCUUCUCUGAUCGUGUCCUCUGCGCUAAGGAGAAUGGCUUAGAAGAUGAUCGGUAUUAUGCGAGGAAAACUCGUGACAGGAUACAUUCAAACAAGUGCGUAGCACCGUGGGUAGACGAUGCAGGCGUAGGGAAUGAAACCACAGAAAAGAUCAAACUGGGGUGCACACGGCUUUUAGAUAAAGACCCGUUUGGAAAGCAAAAAGACGGACAAUUAAAAAAUGAGGAUGAAAAGGGGGGCCAGAGGAGAAACGAAGCAGAAAUGUGUCCCUCAAUCCAACACAGGAGCCAAGUUAAGAAAGUGGAGCCUGUUGAUACGAGGGCUUUGGAAAGGCCCAGCGAUGCAGAUGGAGACGAGGGGUUCACAGUGGCAUCGGUCAAAAACACAGAGGGAAUCUCUUUUGCUAGAAGAGUUGCGAUCCGGCAGGAUGGGAAAGCAAGAGCUGAAAGAGAGGCGAAGCGCCCGUUAGGUGAGAAAAGUCUAGAAAAGGAGAUGAGUAUGGAAAAACAAUCAGAGGCAGGGGGACAGAUUGAGGAGCAAGUUUGUGAUAAAAAGGUGUCUGAUUGUCGGAGAGAAGAGGGAUUCGAAAGAUCCAUCCCAUCUGAGAGUUUGCAGAAGAGUCACGUCGAGUCAGCCUUUACAGAGUGCUCCAGUUUGCUCUGUGCUGUCACCGAUAGGACUAGAGACCUUCACAGAGGGCCAGAGUGGAGUGGUACAGGGCAACAAGGAAAUUACCUAGCACACUCUGUUUUGUCCCAACACACAGAGGAGCUUAUAAGUAAAAUCGAAAAAAUAGGUGACACAACUAUUUAUGGCAACGAGAAAGGAGAAAGGGCUUUCAAGGCUGCGUAUGAAAUGACCAAAGGAUCAGAUCAGGAAAUUGGUUCAGAGAUGCUCCUUAAUGAUGCAACCCCCAGAUCUCCAAAAAGGAUUGCACCCAUAGGGAUCCCUCCGGUUCCCCUGGAGAUUCAAAUCCCCAGAAGUGUGUUUUACGUUGCCGAAGAAAUGGUAGAGAGAAAAAAAUCCGUGGGUCAAAGUGACGACGGGCAAGACUGUGAAGGAGGUAAAGGGGUUGAGAGGAGGGAUAGUUGGAGGGUUGGGAAACCCCUGAGCCGCAUCGAGUCCCUGCGAGAGAAAAUAAGGCAAAAAGAGCUGGAGAAACGGAGACAAAGAGAGGCACAGGGUGGAGGAGGGAGUGAAGAUGCAGAGAUAGACGACACUUACACAGCCAGGGACAGGCAUGACGAAAAGGGAACUGAAAUAGAGUGGGAAGCUGCAGCACAGAUGCGGAAGAAGCUGGUCGAAGCAGAGAGGGGACAGGAAGACUCGGCAGCGCAGACAACCACGACUGUAUUUGACGUCACACAGGAAGUCAGCGUGUUGAAAACCUGCCUCCAACUUCCUGUUUCUGUCCCAAACUCACAAGCCACCAGAGGAGAGGAAGUAACAAGCGGGUACACUACUGCUGCCUCCGAAGUUAUCUGUGAAAGCUUCCAGAUAUCUGGGGAUGAAAACGACCCUGUGAAACAUGUGGAGGAAGAGCUGAGGCGCCACAGAAGCCAACACGAGAGCAGAGGAGCAGAAAGGGAGGAGGAGGAGGAAAAGGAGCUCUCAGAGGAAGAGGUAGAGGAAUCCGCAUCGCAUCUUAACCUUGUGCAAUCUCUCUCCCCUUUACCGCCUCUUCCCACCUCCCUCGCAGCCAUGAGCCGGAUCUACAACUUGGAGACAGUUAGCUCGAGGUCGGGCUUGUGCCUGAGGGAGAGGACCGUAGACCUCCCAUCCGUUCACCUUGUUAAAGUGAAGCCCCUCAGAUCAAACGGACAGCAGGGGGACGGCAAAACAUUUUCAGGUGAGAACAUUUGCGGGGUUCAGACAAUACAACGACAGAUAGAGCAGUUUCAGCUGAAAGAGCAGGAAACACUGAAGUCUUGUACGUCACCAAACACCCUUCUUAAGGACUGGGAGACAAAGGGGCAUCAAAGCCCCAGAGGAUUGUUAAAGCCUCAGGUAAAGGACGAUGAAAAGCCCCCGGAGAAAGAUCAAGAAACGUCAGAAUCGAAUCCCAAUGUAUCACCUCGGCCUGUCCUAUCUCCAACAUCUCAGCUCAAACAAUCGAACCAAACUAUUACAGUCAACCCCUCACUUCUCAGAAGCCAAUCCCCGGACAAUACUCUGAAACCCUCGGAUUGUGCCCCGACCCCGGCCUCAUCCCCAUGCUCCCCUUCUCCUUCCCAGUCUCCGAGCAUCUCUCCAUCUCCAACCCGAUCGCCCACGCUCUUCUCCAUCAGGAGUGCCUCUGGAGGCCAAGUGAAGAGAGGUGCCACCAUCACAAUCACCCCAAAAAAGCCUGCCGGAGGAGGGGUGACAGGAACCACAACUGGGUCCAGGGCAGUAGGGUCGAAACCCUCAAAGACUUCAUCGCAGCAGGCCCAGAUGACCUCCGCUGUGGCCGAGCCAGCGAAAAAGAAGAAGUACCCCACAGUGGAAGAGAUUGAGGUGAUUGGUGGAUAUCAGAAUCUAGACAAGUCUUGUCUCGUCAAGAAUAGGGGGACCCCAAAAAGGGGGAAGGUGUGUUUCGACGAGGACAAGCUGGAGCAGGUGUGUGAGUACCCAUCAGAGACCUCGAUGCUGGCAUGUACACCCUCCCCUCAUGACCUGUGGAGGACCGAGAAGCUGCAGGGAGAGGAGGUGCAGGAGGAGGAGGCUGAAGUGGAGGGAGGGGCCAUUUUCUCCAAAAGUACAAGGAACGUGGGGAUUGGGACAGGAGGUGGUCUAAGAGUGGAUGAGUCUUGCCCUCGGUAGAAGCCAGUCACCUCUGCCAAUAUUGCCCAUUUGACGAGAUCACCAACACUUUAUUGUCAAAUAUUACAUGAUUUUUACAGUUUUGCAUAAUCUUAAUUAUUGAAGUGAGUGUUUGUAAUCCUUGUGGUGUUUUGUUUUUAUCUAGUAUCAGAAUUAAUGUGUGUUGGGGAAGAAAUAAACAUGACAGUUUGAUUUUGUGCAGUUGAACAUAAUUGUGAUUACUGUGGAAAAUAUUUUACCUGGUUUUAUUUUCAGGGAAAUUGAGGGGCAAUUGUGAAUGUAUAUGUAUGGUACACAUGAUGAAAGACCCUCAGGUGUGCUCUGUCGGGCACUGAAAGAUCACUUGUCUAUGCAAUAUAAAGAUAAGAUUUUAUUUUUUAGUUAAUAUAUUUGAUAGUUUAUUUUAUGUUAAUUACCUUCUAUAUUGAAAACUGCCUCAGCACAGAAGAGUGAUGUUCAUAUCAUCUGUUUUCAUGUGCCUGCUGGAUUUGCCCAUACAGAUGAUAUGAUGAUCAGUUAAUAGAGAUAUUUGAUUUUUCUUGUCCGAAGGCUUUUUUGGAAAAACCUCCUCUCAGUGGGUGUUGACUGUUGCAAAAAAGGGGUGGUGCAAUGUGUGCAGGACAACUUUUAGAGGUCUUUGUCUUUUGUGGGGUUUAAAUUAUCAUUACUGUUCAUAAUGACAAAUCGUAACAGUUCAGGUAAUGUGUAUGGACAUAGAUAAAGGCGUUUUUUUUUGUCAUGUGGAAGUGGAGAGAGCUGUUAGUGAAAGUCCCUGAGAGGAAGUUGUGUUGAGUAAAAAACAUAAGCAGGUGAUAGAUUAACUUCAUCAUAUUACAGCUGCUAUCUGACUUUUGGCUGUACUACGUAUAUAAUACAAUAUAUACACAGUGUUGCUUGUUUGUAAAUUAAUAUUUUAAUUGGUGAAAGAAAAUGCAAAUUCUGUGCAAAUUGUUUUUUCUAUGUUGUUUAAAGAAGCUGGCUUCAAUAGAAUACAUCUAAUAAAUAUCAUUGACAACA
Molecule: messenger RNA, 4314 nt
Organism: Anoplopoma fimbria (sablefish)
Lineage: Eukaryota; Metazoa; Chordata; Actinopteri; Perciformes; Anoplopomatidae
Gene: ppp1r18
Product: protein phosphatase 1, regulatory subunit 18
Exons: 3
Coding region: 1-3297 (1098 amino acids)
Molecular function (GO): phosphatase binding
Source: RefSeq, a predicted model, not a curated record